Messenger RNA from Glarea lozoyensis ATCC 20868, 2883 nucleotides. RefSeq names its product Magnesium transport protein CorA, transmembrane region. The record is from RefSeq and is a predicted model, not a curated record. The transcript is spliced from 8 exons. Gene Ontology annotation, biological process: transmembrane transport; metal ion transport. Gene Ontology annotation, molecular function: metal ion transmembrane transporter activity. Bases 1 to 2883 code for a protein of 960 amino acids. Gene Ontology annotation, cellular component: membrane. NCBI's taxonomy places the organism in Eukaryota, Fungi, Ascomycota, Leotiomycetes, Helotiales, Helotiaceae.
AUGAUUGACUACUCACAUUGUCAGUCGCGAGUGGAUCGUCUAGCUCAUGGAACUUCGCCAUCGACAGACAACGCUGUUCUUCAUUUCUUUGGUUGUCUAAGGUUUGAAGAACGUCAAUCAUUCUUGGAUAGCCUUGAUGAUUCGGAUCGAGCGAAGCAAAGAAUUCAAGACGAGAAUACCAGGAUACAAAACAUGAGAAAUAUCUUUGAGAUGGAAGGCCACAAUACAGCUGCAGGUAGCCUGCUCUAUCGUUUCAAAGUAACUUUAGGGUAUAGGUUUCCCAAACUCAAUAAUCUUCCUCGCCCUAGAAUUGACCCGGUUCCAAACGCGAGAAGUGCUGAGGCUAGAAGGAAUCUGAAGCGGGCAGAAGAACGUGAAAAAGAGUUUGUGCUUGAGGAUCUCAACGCGAACAUCAUAUAUUUCAAAAAGGAAAAACACGACCAACAUCUGCAACCUUACGAUCAUCCAAAGUUUCUUCCCAGCAAAUUUCCGGACCAAAAGAUCAAACUCAGUCAGCUUCUGAAGGAUGAUUCCGAUAGUAAUCCUUUGAUGUGGAAGUGCGAAGAGAACAUGAUACGGUACUUCCAUCUUCCAGCAAACAACAUGGAAUGGAUUGAGGAAGCAAUAGCAAGAUACUACGAUGAAAGGAACGUCCAACUUUCUGGUCCAUAUCAAAAACCACGAAGACCAGAAGACCACUCCAAGACAAGAAUGCUCUUGCGACCGCAGUAUUGGCGGGGACUUCAACAUGGCAAUCACAUUGGCUUACCAACUCAUACCAGACAUAUGCGCCCAAGAUGUUAUCCUAUCUCAACAGAUUACCAGAACCUCGAGCCGCAGCCCAAAAACCUAGCACUUUUUAUGCCAUACUUACACUGGGAGACUGAUCGGAGAAGAGCACGUUCCGCAGAAGUUGUAAGGAGGUAUGGCAAUGACCGCUGGACACCAUUUGCCGAGGUAGUAGAUCAACGGCAUACGCCAGUCAAUGUUUCCAAAAUGAAGCGAAUAUCAUCAGAUGGUUUUCCAGAGCACAUAACGACGAUAAUAGAAGCUGCUCAAGGUUGGUGCGGCCCCAAAAAGAUAACUCUAAAGAGCUAUCAAGGACAGACCUUGUUAGGCAAGCUGCUCUUGCUAGCAGCAGCGCUGUACGAAGAGCUAGAUGCAUAUACGGAUGAAAAGAUGGUGAAGCAUUACCUCACGAGCAACCCGCCUCUUCAUCCUAGAAGGACUUUAGAUCAAAGCUACUACUGGACGCUGAGAGAUACUCGCUCAAGGGAUCGUGAUCAGGUUGUGUAUCGUGGGACGGCGCCGCCGCCAAAACUCCUGCAUCAUCAAUGUCGUAAAAAGGCGAACAAAGAUCGACCAUGUGCGCAAUGUCAGGAGAAUGCUAGCAAGGUACCCAGAGUGGUUAUGGUUGAUCAAUUAUGGAUGUGGAUCUUAGAUGAGAAUACUGUCAUCACCUGUUUUCCGAAAAGGUUCGGUAGGAAUAAACCAGAUGUCUCUGCGGUCCAGAAAUGUAUCCGCACGCGAUUGAGGGCGGCAAGAAUCGAUGAAGUCCGCUCAGUCUACGAUCUCGCAAUUAUUAUCAUUGAUCAAUGCUCCAGAGUUUUCUUUGAUCGAACGCAAUCGGAGGAUCUUCAGCCCCAGGUAAUGGAUUGCUUCGGCAAUGCUAUUGGUAGGGUGACACACAAGCAAAGCAUAGCAUUCGACCAUUUCUGGGAAUGUACACGACUUGCAUCUAAGCGAUACAACUCCCGUAACGAGCCGGACAACGGCACAGCCAAGAAAUCACAGAACGUCUUGCUCGAUAUCAACCCAGAGGGAGAUUUACUUCGGGAGAUCAAAGAUAUUAUGGAUGAGAUUUUCAUUAUGAUGCUAAUUAAGAAGCAGGAAGAAACGGUAGCUCGAACGUUCGCUAAGCAUAUCAAACCACUUAUAAAGAAGACAGCGUACUUGAGUAAUGCGGCUGAUAGUCGGACAUCGGAUGAUGAUAGCGAUUCAAGCCGACGACAUGACGAUGGACUCCUGGCUUCUCCUGUACUGAGACAAGGUCCCAAGAUAAUCAUUCCCCGUUCUGCAGUUUCAGAGGAUUAUGAAUGGACAUCAUCGUCUGCAAAUGAGCUAGUCGAGAGAAUUGAGAGUCAAUUGCAGGAAUUGAAAUACCUCCAGGACGCUGCUGAGAACGCUUCAUUAGCUUUGAAAGACCUCUUGAGUCUGAAACAGCAACAAGCCGGCGUUGUAGAAGCUCGAGAAGCAGUCAAACAAGGCGAAGAGACUUUAAGGCAAGGACGCGCAAUUAUGCUUUUCACCGUCAUCACCAUCAUCUUCCUACCCAUGACUUUCUUCCUCGGAGUCUUUGGCAUGAACACCACGGAACUCAUAGGAGACGCUCCCGGUUCGAGUAACUGGAAAUACAAAGACGUCUUCAAGUUCAUGAUUCCCAUAUCGAGUGUAGUAAUCACCUGCUCUCUCUGUCUCGCAUUCUCCAAGCUCGUCCGCGCAGUUCUAUCUUACGCUUUCAACAUUUCCUGGACCUACUUCAUAACGCAAACGUCGCUCUAUGUUACCUGGCGCGAUACUUCGUUGAACAGUAAAUGGUUGCAUGAAGAUCGCAAGGUCAAAGUCAACGCUAUGAAGACGAGAGCAAAGCAGAAAGCGCUGGAAGAAAAGAUGAAGCAGGCUCGGCGGGUUGCGAAAUUGGAGUCAGACGCAAAGCAGAAAAGGGAAAUCAGGAUUAGGUCGGGAAAUAUUGCAAGCUAUAAUAUUGCUUCUCCGAUUACGCCUACAAUGGGAACAGCGGCUUUUGACACCCCGAGGAGGAAUCAAAGGUUGCGGUCAAGUGAUUUGGAGAUGACGGGUGCCGUGAUGCAAAACGGGGGAUGA